Molecule: messenger RNA, 663 nt
Organism: Ostrinia furnacalis (Asian corn borer)
Lineage: Eukaryota; Metazoa; Arthropoda; Insecta; Lepidoptera; Crambidae
Exons: 5
Source: RefSeq, a predicted model, not a curated record
AGCGCAGGUACUUAAGACGGCUCCCGCUGAAGCCUUCAUUAGUUGCCCUUUUGGUGUCGAACAGAACCACUGUGUCCACUGUCCAUCCGUGAUUUACGAAUUUUCAAUACUCAACCGCAAUGAAUACGAGUCAGAUGCACGACCUGCCUCUCAGGAAACGUGGCCGGCCUCGCGGGCACAAACGCACACCUCUCACAAAAGAACAGCAGAAGGAGCGCAACAAGUUCUACGAGGCACAGAGGCGCGCCGACAUCGCCGAGAAUUGGGCUGAGCUGGCGAAAAUGGUGGACCCUAAUAAGGAGAUCAAGCAAAUGCGCUACAAGGACGCCGCUAACUACAUCCUAGACUUGCAAGACAAAGUUCUAGCUGUGGAGAAAGAGGCGGAAAAACAGCGCGCUUACAACGGCGAGCUGCGGGCAAAAUUGGCGGAGCUGCAAAAAGUAGCUGCGUUUGACUCCGGCCCCACACAGGACUUUGGAUCAGUUCCCUUAACCGAGGAACAAAGGCUGACGUUCAGUGACAGCUGGGCAGGACUUGGGAUGCCAGAACCACAGGAUAUUGAAAUGGACAUUAGCUGCCUCCUACCACCACCAGACAACAACAUGCUCCACAACGGUGACCCUGGUAAGUCAAACAUUUAUUCCUUGACCAAUUCAAAGAAUU